GGCGUCGGCGAAGGCCAGGCGGCUGAGGUGGCUGAGGUGGCCGCUGUGGCUCAGGCGGCGGGCGCGGCCGGGAUGGCGAAGAGCAGCGGAGAGAAUGGGCCGCGCGCGCCCGCGGCCGGUGGGAGCUUGUCCGGGACCCGGGAGAGUCUGGCCCAGGGCCCCGACGCCGCAACCGCUGACGAGCUCAGCUCUCUCGGCUCGGACUCGGAGGCCAACGGCUUCGCAGAGCGCCGCAUCGACAAGUUCGGCUUCAUCGUGGGCUCACAGGGCGCCGAGGGCGCGCUGGAGGAAGUCCCCCUGGAGGUGCUGAGGCAGAGGGAGUCCAAGUGGCUGGAUAUGCUCAACAACUGGGACAAAUGGAUGGCCAAGAAACACAAAAAGAUCCGUCUGCGGUGUCAGAAAGGCAUCCCACCUUCUCUGCGGGGCCGUGCUUGGCAGUACCUGUCGGGAGGCAAGGUGAAGCUGCAGCAGAACCCUGGAAAAUUUGACGAGCUGGACACAUCUCCUGGGGAUCCUAAAUGGCUGGAUGUGAUUGAGCGUGACCUGCACCGACAGUUCCCUUUCCACGAGAUGUUUGUGUCCCGAGGGGGCCAUGGCCAGCAGGACCUCUUUCGUGUGCUAAAGGCCUACACGCUGUACCGACCUGAGGAGGGCUACUGCCAGGCCCAGGCACCCAUUGCUGCUGUUCUACUCAUGCACAUGCCUGCUGAGCAAGCCUUCUGGUGUCUGGUACAGAUCUGUGAGAAGUACCUGCCUGGCUACUACAGUGAGAAAUUGGAAGCAAUCCAACUGGAUGGCGAGAUCCUCUUCUCAUUACUGCAGAAGGUGUCACCUGUGGCCCACAAGCACCUCAGCCGGCAGAAGAUUGACCCACUGCUCUAUAUGACAGAGUGGUUCAUGUGUGCCUUUGCCCGCACCCUGCCCUGGAGCUCUGUGCUACGUGUCUGGGACAUGUUCUUCUGUGAGGGAGUCAAGAUCAUCUUCCGGGUGGGGCUGGUGCUGCUGAAGCAUGCACUGGGCUCUGCAGAGAAGCUCAAAGCCUGCCAGGGCCAGUACGAGACCAUCGAGCAACUGCGGAGCCUCAGCCCCAAGAUCAUGCAGGAAGCCUUUCUGGUUCAGGAGGUGGUAGAGUUGCCUGUGACAGAGCGCCAGAUUGAGCGUGAGCACCUCAUCCAGCUGCGGCGCUGGCAAGAGACACGGGGUGAGCUGCAGUGUCGCUCCCCACCCAGGUUGCAUGGUGCCAAGGCCAUUCUAGAUGCAGAGCCUGGCCCCCGGCUUGCCCUGCAACCUUCACCAUCCAUCCGCCUACCCCCAGAUGCACCCCUCCCUGCCUCCAAAGCCAAGCCCAAGCCUCCCAAGCAGGUCCAGAAGGAGCAGCAGAAGCAGACAAAAGCAAGUGGGCAACUGGACAAGUCCCUGGCCCCCAGUCAAGCCACAGUAGUGACGGCUGCAGGAGAUGCACAUCUCUCACAGGAUGUGCCCUCGAAGGACCUGGCUUCCCAGGACCCAGCCCCCCAGGACUCAGCACCCCAGAACUUAGCUCAUCACCGUUCCCAAGAGAGUCUGACAUCCCAGGAGAGUGAAGACACGUACUUGUAACCCUGGCAGCUCAGGCCUCCAGGGCGGGGUCUCCACACACCUAUAUGGUUCGAAGACUGACACUCCAGGUCCUGCUCACCAAGGGCCCCACUGCUUGGCCACUGGGCUGGGAAGAGUCUGGCUGGCCCAGCACAGAUUCUGCCUGAGUCUCCUUAUUUAUUUUCUCUAGAGUGGAGCUCAGGCUGGCCGGGCCAGGACAGACAAGCUAGGGCCAAGUGGGUGGGGUCUCAUUCAGUCCCUCCUCCUGGGUGAUGCUCCCAGGACUAGGGUGCUGGCGUGAGUAGAGAGGGUGGGGUGCCCUUUGUGUAAAAUAGAAAUGUGGUUUUGUACAGAAAUAAAAAGGCUUGUGUAGAGA
This is a messenger RNA of Sciurus carolinensis (gray squirrel), 1954 nucleotides long. It is a transcript of the gene Tbc1d10a, whose product is annotated as TBC1 domain family member 10A. Bases 73 to 1599 code for a protein of 508 amino acids. The record is from RefSeq and is a predicted model, not a curated record. NCBI's taxonomy places the organism in Eukaryota, Metazoa, Chordata, Mammalia, Rodentia, Sciuridae. The transcript has 9 exons.